AACUUCAUUCUGCAGAGAGACCUCUAGUGUUUUUCUUUCUCCAUGUCCUGGCAGAGUUCCUCCAAAGUACAAAUACACACAGAGCUCCCAUUGUUUGCAGCCCUUCACAAGCCCACUGAUCCUAAUAUGGAAUUCAGCAGGAAACCCAUGAUUUCCUGACACACAGCAAGCUGGAGCAAGAAAGGAAAAACUCCAUUAAAAACCUCCAGGCUCUCCUCCAUGUUAGAAAUGAAAUGGAAAAUGGAGUGGAUUUAACAGGAAUCCCUGAUUCCUGUGGCCAAGCUGGAAGAAGGGAGGCACGAAUCAAAGCCGCAGGCUGCUGAUAUUUUUUAAGUCGCAAUAAAUACCGAGAACUCCUGGGCAAGAUGAAGAUUUCCUGACUCGGACGAACGAGAAAGGACAGAUCGCUUCUUUAUGAUAUUCCUGUCUGUAUAUUUAAUUUAUUCACCUCGAUGAUUCUCUUGACUGAUCUGGUAAUUGUUAGAAGCGGCUGUGACAGCCUGGAAAUAUUAGUAUGAUUUCCUGAGUUUGAGAUUUGCUGCCCCCCCCUCCUCCCUGCUCCAAACUCAGGAAAAGUCAAUACAAUCGCACUUCAUUUUUCCUUCAUGUGCACUUGGAAGUCCUGGGAGCAGCAAGAGCAGCGGCAGCGGCAGCAGCAGCAAGAAUGAACUGCAAGGAAGAAGAUGACAACUGCACUGACGGGAGCAGCAAUAACGCGAAGAAGAUGUUAAAAUGCGUGGUGGUUGGGGAUGGUGCAGUUGGGAAAACCUGUCUGCUGAUGAGUUAUGCCAAUGAUGCCUUCCCAGAGGAGUAUGUCCCUACUGUGUUUGAUCACUAUGCAGUAACUGUGACUGUGGGAGGACAACAACACUUGCUGGGACUUUAUGACACUGCAGGGCAGGAGGACUACAACCAGCUGAGACCCCUGUCCUACCCCAACACGGACGUUUUCUUGAUUUGCUUCUCGGUGGUGAACCCCGCCUCAUACCACAACGUCCAGGAGGAGUGGGUGCCUGAGCUGAAGGUCUGCAUGCCCAACGUGCCUUACGUCCUCAUUGGAACACAGAUUGAUCUCCGAGAUGAUCCCAAAACUUUGGCUCGGCUGCUUUAUAUGAAGGAGAAACCCCUCACCUAUGAGCACGGCGUGAAGCUAGCAAAAGAGAUUGGAGCACAGUGUUAUCUGGAGUGCUCAGCCCUCACACAGAAAGGCCUUAAAACUGUCUUUGAUGAGGCAAUCCUGACCAUUUUCCACCCCAAGAAGAAGAAGAAGCGUUGUGCAAAGUGCCACAGCUGCUGCACCCUUGUGUGAAGUCACUUGGAAAGAAAAACAGGAUGAGUUCAAUGAAACCAAGCAGGUUAGAAAGGCAAUGAAGGUCACAUGCAACUGAAAUGGGGAACAUGACCAGAAAGGGGUCCUUCUUACCCAAAUAUAGGAGCCCUCUGUUCUGUGAAACCUCCAAGCUGUAUCACACUAGGCCAACUCAUGUCUAUGUGCUUUCCUAACCCUCCAGAGUUGUACACAGCCUGUUCCCACUACUGCAGACUGCACUGAGCCAUCAGAAACGAGGAUACCUUCUCCUGCUUGACUCUUCACUUUAGGAAUAAAGUGAAGGUAGUGUGUGGAAAAACAAAGAAUAAAGGUGGUAAAAGAAACUCCAUUUGUGGCCUUAAGCAAGAAUUUAUCAAAAUUAGGAAUCUGCAGUACUUGGGAUUUGAAUCUGAAUUGACUGAAAGCACAUGGAGAUCUGUAGAAAUCUAAUAUGUAAGAUAUACACUAUAGGUAGGAUGUAUUUUUAAAUUACUUUUCUUUUAUAAGACUCGUUAGUUCAGGAUAUACUUUAGUUUGUUCAAAUCACAUGGAAGCAAAGGUGGAAUGAUUCCAGUUUGUUUUCACUUAAUGACGAAACUUCACAGCAUCAGGAUGUUGCUGCACCCAAGCUACCAAAAUGGAUCGACAUUUACCUCCAGACUUAAGGAAUGUUCUUACAACAAAAAAAAAUGCAAAUAACUGUAUUUUUACAGGGGAAUGUUCAGGCUGAGCCAUGUUUCCAUAAGCUGGGAAAGGAAGAACAGAGUUGUAGCAUUAAUGUACUGAAACAAAGAAAUUUUGUCACCAAAGAUUAUUGCCCUAGACAUGAAAUAGCAGCGUGGAACAAUCUCCCUUCCAAACUGAGAACAUGAACAAGACACAUUGCUAUGGCAACUGCAAAUUUACCUUAUAGAUCCUCUGGAUUUCUACAUCUCACCCAGCAGACAAAAAUAGCAAAAACGAGAAAGCCAAAGGUCACACUGACUUCAAGUGCUUUAAGGUGACCCAAUUGCCUUAAGAUUUUUUUUUUUUUUAAUGGAGUAUCUCAUGUUAAAAAACUCAACAAAGUGGAGUUGUAAACAUGUUGAUUUAUUGUAGUCUUCCUCCUCCCACUCAUUACUUCUUUCUUUGCUCCUGUUUUUCCAUCUUCAUCACUGUGAGUGCUGUUUAAGUUGCUGCGUGGCUGCAGCCCUCAGGAGUGAACUUUCACAUGAGUCGCAGAUGAUGGGCUGCAGCCAGCAGCACAGAGAUGGGAAGUCCAGACCUUAAGGGAAGGGAAGCUGCCUGUUAGCUCUCUUUGCUGUUGAAGAAAGCGUGCCUUUCCACUAAAGCCUCUCCAGGGAGCCUCUACUUUUGCACAUCACAGCAACACAGACACUUCAGAGGUGAAUUCAAAGGGCGUCUUGUUACUUGCACCUGCCUUCAGGUACCCUGGCAAUGCCACAAGACUGUCUUGUUAUGGAUUUCAUUCCCCAAACAGAAAAUCACAGUGCCAGCAAAUAUAGAUUUCAAGACCUCUUGUAACUCCUUGCAGGAGAGUCUGUAGUCAGCGUUUUCCAGAAGUGCUAGGAGCAAGCAAGUAACAGCAGUGCACCCUCCCAGCCAGGGGCACAUCCCUGCGCCCCACGCACCCCGCUCCACGGAACUGCCAGCCCACUGAAGCACAGUAGCAUGGCUGAGCACAUACAUGCAGCCAGAAAAACUCUGGUGAUUAGUGGUGAAUUAUAGACCCAGUGUUACUCGGAGCGAUUAGUGACUUCAGCCAGACUGUAGGAACUGCUCCCUUGGCGCAGAGAAGGGAACAAGCGUGAUGCAGUGCCCAGUCCUGCAGUCAGCAAGGCUUAUGGAUACAAGCUCCUCCUUUGGCACAAACUUAAUUUACCAUGGACAUGUACAGACACCAGCUCUGACACCCUAAAACGUUUCCAGGUAGAAAUCAGCAGUGCUCUCUGACCAAAGAGAUCAAAGUUGAGGCAAACACCUUGUUGCAGUUCCCAGCCCAAUCUCACUCACCAUGUCUUCCCUACUGCACACGAGCAUGGAUGAAAAUAAUUGUGCUAAAUGAAAGACAGACGAAAGAAGGAUUUCCUCACUGCUGGCAUUUUUGUGCAUAUUAUAUAUUCACUUUUGCUAUGUUCCAGACAUUUGCUUCAAAUGGACUGGCCGAUAAAGCACAGCUCAGAGCUAGGACAGGGCUGAGGCCAGGUGAAGGAAUUCAUGUCUUGCUGCAGAGGCUGCAUUGCCAUUCCCAGGCAGAGCAGUGAGUAUUCACACAGCCAGGACACUGGCAAUCAGCUGAACUAUAAUGUGUAAGGAGAUAUUAGAGGACCAUGAGCAAAACUAGAAGUGGAUUAAAUAAAUAAAUAUUUAGGUAAUGUUUGUUGGCUUACAACAUGAUUAGAAGUCCACUGAAACCAAAAAAAAAAAAAAAAAAAAAAAGUUUUAAACAGAUUUCA
Tyto alba (common barn owl) is the source of this 3765-nucleotide messenger RNA. RefSeq names its product ras homolog family member J (gene RHOJ). The transcript is spliced from 5 exons. The coding region runs from base 665 to 1309 and encodes 214 amino acids. Gene Ontology annotation, molecular function: GTP binding; GTPase activity. NCBI's taxonomy places the organism in Eukaryota, Metazoa, Chordata, Aves, Strigiformes, Tytonidae. Gene Ontology annotation, biological process: small GTPase-mediated signal transduction. The record is from RefSeq and is a predicted model, not a curated record.